This is a messenger RNA of Stegastes partitus (bicolor damselfish), 11112 nucleotides long. RefSeq names its product phospholipase C, epsilon 1 (gene plce1). Lineage: Eukaryota; Metazoa; Chordata; Actinopteri; Pomacentridae. The transcript has 45 exons. Gene Ontology annotation, molecular function: guanyl-nucleotide exchange factor activity; phosphatidylinositol-4,5-bisphosphate phospholipase C activity. The record is from RefSeq and is a predicted model, not a curated record. Gene Ontology annotation, biological process: phosphatidylinositol-mediated signaling; Ras protein signal transduction; G protein-coupled receptor signaling pathway. The coding region runs from base 292 to 7428 and encodes 2378 amino acids.
CUGCGGAGGAACUCAGUCCACGAGAACCGGAGCAGAACGUGUUCACAUAAUCCUCAUGCGGUCGUUCUGUGGAUGCUGAGCGGCUUUGACAACACUGGCCGGGCUUGCAAGUGGAUAACGAUGUCACACAAACAAGUCCCGGGUCAGACGGAGCUCUUGCGCACAGGGACACACAUCGCCUUGUAAGCUGUGACUGUGACCACGCUAUCAAGGAAAUUCCUCAGUCCUCCAGGGUCACCUCGCUGCAGUGAGACGAAGGACGAAGCCACCAGGACGCCACAGGGAAAAACGAUGGCCACAAAAGAAAAUCAGACACAGAUUGGGCACGCGGUACUGGCUCAGCAUGUUCCACCUCCAUCCACCGGGAGCAAACCCAGCCGAGAAGCCAAACAUGCAAAUGACGGCCAGGAAACGUGGCGAUGCUCUGACCAACAGUGGAAUUCAAAACAGCGCAGCAGCCCUUCGCUGCUCUUGUAUAGGAAGUUGUCGUGUGACAGUGGGAAAGGGACCAUUUUGGAUGAAGAGUACGACUGCUUUGAUUACAGCUCAAAAGUCGAAAGCACCAAUGAGAAACUCUGUUCAGAGCUGUCGACUGGCGUGAAUGUUGAAGGAGUAACUCUGGUAUCUAGGAAAAGUUCAGAGGGUUCUGUGUGCCAGCUGGACACCUCUGGAGACAGUGUGGAUGCAGGCAGGAACAAAACUGGCAGCUCCCAAUGCUCCUGUACCACGUCUAGCCUUUACACAAAUCCAGACGUGUUUUGUUGCCACAGUCCUAGAUCCAGUCCAAGUCCCAGCUCCAGCCCAGUUCACAGUCCUCACCUCAGCUCCAGCCCUGCUUGCCCCAAGAAGAGACACAUUCGCCGUGGCAGCCUGCCUGUGUCUAUGCUGGCUUUUCACAAGACGUCGCCUUUCUUCUCAUCUCAGGGCCGUCCCACCAGUGAACCGAGCUCUUUGACGUCAUCUCCCUGUAACUCCCCCCUCACCAACCACCGGCAGCAUCGCAAAAAUGGACACGUCCACCUGCACAACUUCAAAGAUGCGUACUCAAGUUUAGAGAGGCUCAACAGGAAGCCGCGGGUUAACAGGUACUCCUUGGAGAAGCUAUUCCUUCGACGGGCGUCUCUUGAAACCAUGUCGCCGACUGACGAGGGGGCUUCCUCAGAGUGGACCAGGGACUGCAGCAGGGGCAACAGUAGCGAUGAGGAGGAUGGAGAGGUGCACUUGGACAACACAGAGUUUGUUAGAAACCGCAAAGAGCGUUCCACUGUCCUGGUCAGGCGGUUCUACAAGAACAAUCAGACGGUCAUAAAGUCAGUGUGUACUGGGACCAGAGCCAUUGUCAGGACGCUGCCGUCAGGACGUAUCUCAGAGGAUGUCUGGAUGGUUGUUGUUGAUCACAGAUUCUGGGUUCCCAGCAAGAAGGAAAUAUGGCCAAUCUUAAUGCGAGGCAUGGGUGAAGAGUUCAGAAGCUGCAGAGGGAUGCUACGCUUUGUUGGAGUUAAGCUGCAGCAGGUUAACAACUAUGACGAGGACAGAGAGGAACUCAACCUGAUUCAUCCUGCCAAGAAGCUCCUGUUGUCUCGCCCUGGAUGUCUCUGUCUCAGGGAGCCUCUCUGGCCUGUAAACGUCAUCAGCACCAACCCAGCCAGACCCGAUCUCAGCUCCUGCUUUCGUCCCUGGGGUUGUCAUCCUUCUCAUCCACGCAGGUUUCAUCGUGCUUGUGGCCAGAGGACGUCGGCUUGUUCCCUGCUGAGCGGCGCACUGCUGGAGGCCACAGCCGCUCUUGGUGCCCGGUCUUCUUUACCCUGCCCUUUGCCCCAGUGCCCCAACGGCCACGCUGUACUGAAAGAGCGUCAGCUGGCCAACAGCAUGACCAGCAGCAGCUCUCUUCCUCCCAGUGUCAGUGGGAUCAGUAAGGAGCUGGCAGAGCUUCGCCACCUUGUCCAGUUCCCCGAGGAGAUCGCCUGCAUCCUCACUGAGCAAGAGCAGCAGCUUUACCAGCAGGUCUUCCCUUUGGACUACCUCUGCUUCCUCACUCGUGACCUGGGCAGUCCCGAGUGUCAAGCUAAACGUCACCCCAACCUGAAGGCCUCGCUGUCGGCGCCCACCAUGCCUACGCAGAGUGCUCAGCGAAGCAACGCUGUGGAGGACCUGGUGGCUCGGUUCAACGAGGUGAGUUCGUGGGUGACGUGGCUGGUCCUGACAGCAGGGUCCAUGGAGGAGAAGAGGGAGGUUUUCUCCUAUCUGGUCCAUGUCGCUAAAUGCUGCUGGAACAUGGGAAACUACAACGGUGUCAUGGAGUUCCUGGCUGGACUCAGGUCCCGCAAGGUGCUGAAGAUGUGGCAGUUUAUGGACCAGUCAGACAUCGAGACCAUGAGAAGCUUAAAGGACGCCAUGGCUCAGCACGAAUCCUCCUCCGAGUAUAAGAAGGUUGUGACCAGAGCGCUCAAUAUCCCAGGCUGCAAGGUGGUGCCAUUCUGUGGGGUUUUUCUAAAGGAGCUAAGUGAUGCGUUGGAUGGCACAGCGAGCAUCAUCAGCCUCAAGCCGCCUCCAGAUAACACAGAGGACUCAAUAGAGUUUGUGUCCGACUACAGCGGUCAGCACAACUUCAUGUCGCGGUCUGGCCCAGACGGACUGCACGUCCCGGAGAAAGAAGCCACUGUCAGCAACAUCCUCCAGAUUAUCAGAUCUUGUAAUCGCAGUUUGGAGGCAGAGGAUCCUGAUGAAGCGUCCACCAGUCCUUCGUCUACUGGCCCAUCCCCCGCGUCCAGAAACAACUCCUUCAGGGACCGCUGCCGCAAUCAAUUCAUGGUUGGGGACUUGUCAGAUUCAGAGGGUGACUUGUCACUCGAGCCAAUCGUGAAGGAGGUGGAGUUUCAGGGGACCGAGGAGACACACAGAGCUUUUGGCCACGGCACAGAGCUCAUUCCUUGGUAUGUGUUGUCACUACAACCAGACGUUCACCAGUUUUUGCUGCAGGGAGCUACAGUCAUUCAUUACGACCAGGACAGCCACCUUACAGCCCGCUGUCUGCUGCGACUGCAGCCCGAUAACACUACACUCACCUGGGGUAAACCUCAAAGCGGAGGAGCGUCCCCUACAGAGCAACCACUAGGAUUAGGACAGACAGUGGUAGCAGGACUUGCAGAAGGCCUGCUGGACCUAGGAGUGGUGAAGGCGGUGUUUCUGGGUCAUCAGGGAGUCGAUGUCCAUGCUGUAUGUUUGCAAAACAAGCUGUGCCAGAUGACAGUGGAGGAGAAUGGCCUGAGCCUCCUCUAUGGUGUCAGUACCACUGACAACAGGCUCCUGCACUUUGUGGCCCCCAAUCACACAGCACAAAUGCUCCACAAGGGCCUGUCAGAGUUGGUGAACGCCACCAGGAAACUGAAGAAGUUUCCCGACCAAAGGCUGCAGUGGCUGAGGAAGCAGUAUGUCAGUUUGUAUCAGGAGGAUGGCAGGUACGAAGGCCCUACGUUAGCUCAGGCCAUUGAGCUUUUUGGUGGGCGGAGGUGGAACAUGGGUACAGGUGGUGUGGAGAAACCUGGCACCCAGAAAAACAGCCCCCUUGGCAUCAACGACAAGUCCAAGAAGAAGAAGAAGGUUCUUGUCAGGGGAGACAGCGGGGAUGCCACUGAUGACGAGAUGGUUUCCAGGAAAACUCGGAGCUGUAAGGAAGGACUGUAUCGGAACGGGCCAGAGUCUGACAGCAUCGACCAAGAAGAUCCAGAAGACAGUUUUCCUGGACCAUUCUCCCUCUCAUCCAACAAGAGCUCUGGUUUGCUGGCCUCUUCUUCUUCCUCCUCCUCUUCCUCCAGCAUGGCAGGAUCCAAUCAGUCCCGUCCACAGUCUUCUCCAAUCCUUUCAGGAACUGCCAAGUCACAGCCAGGGGCUUGGAGCAGCAGGUCGUGGCACGGCCGAGGUAAAGGCUGCUUCAAAGGCUUCCAGAAUCUCAUGAUUUCUGACAGCACAAUGAGCUUCAUUGAAUUUGUCGAGCUUUUCAAGUCAUUCAGUAUUCGUAGCAGGAAGGACCUGAAGGAGCUGUUCGACACCUUCGCUGUCCCCUGCAGUCGUUCCAGUCCAGAAUCAUCUCCUCUUUACACCAACCUCAGGAUAGACGACAAAGACACAGGGCUCCAGCCAGACCUCGACUUACUAACCCGUAACGGUUCAGAUCUCGGCCUGUUUAUCCGGACGAGGCAGCAGAUGUCCGACAACCAGAAGCAGAUCUCAGAUGCCAUCGCGGCGGCCAGCAUUGUGACCAACGGGACAGGGGUGGAGAACGCAUCGCUGGGUGUCUUGGGAUUGGCUAUUCCUCAGCUCAAUGACUUUUUAGUCAACUGUCAGAGAGAGCACCUAAGCUAUGACGAGAUUCUCAGCAUUAUACAGAAAUUUGAGCCCUCAUUAACUAUGAGACAAAUGGGUUGGAUGUCAUUUGAAGGUUUUGCAAGGUUCCUGAUGGACAAGGAGAACUUUGCUUCUCGCAAUGAGGAAUCCCAGAUGAAUCCAGAGGAGCUGCAGUACCCUCUGUCCUACUACUACAUCGAGUCUUCUCACAACACCUAUCUGACUGGACACCAGCUUAAAGGAGAGUCCUCCGUUGAGCUUUAUAGUCAGGUGUUGCUGCAGGGCUGCAGAAGUGUCGAGUUAGACUGUUGGGAUGGAGAUGACGGCAUGCCAGUUAUUUACCACGGACACACUCUCACCACUAAGAUACCCUUCAAGGAUGUGGUGGAGGCAAUUAACCGGGCUGCAUUCGUCAAUUCUGACAUGCCCGUCAUCCUGUCCAUAGAGAACCACUGCUCCCUCCCACAGCAGCGCAAGAUGGCCGAAAUAUUCAAGACGGUGUGUGGGGAACGUCUUGUGACACGAUUCCUUUUUGAGAGCGACUUCAGCGACGACCCUCACCUGCCGUCACCGCUGCAGCUGCGUGGGAGGAUCCUGCUUAAGAACAAGAAGCUCAAAGCCCAUCAGGCGCCGGUGGACAUACUCAAACAGAAGGCUCACCAGCUGGCUCACAUGCAGGCCCAGGCGAGCAACGGGUCACCGGGGGUCACUUCACCCAACAACCACGCCAACGAGGAAGAGGAAGAAGAAGAAGACGAGUAUGACUAUGACUAUGAGUCUCUAUCGGACGCUGAUGGCCUCGCAGCCUCUACUGCCUCGUAUGGCCUUGAAGAUAACAUCCUGGACGACAAGCCAGAGGGGAAGAGCUCAGCAGACAAAGAGGAGCAACCUGUUGAUGAAUUACCCAAGAGGAUGAAGAAGGCUGACAGCACUGUUCAGAGCAAAGGAAAGGUGUUUGACAUGGAGCUUGGCGAGGAGUUUUACCUUCCUCAGAACAAGAAAGAGAGCCGACAGAUUGCCCAGGAGCUGUCUGACCUUGUCAUCUACUGCCAGGCUGUGAAGUUCCCUGGCCUGUCCACGCUGUCUCCAGCCGGCUCUGGUCGAGGGAAGGAUCGAGGAAAGAGCAGGAAGUCCAUAUUUGGCACAGCUCCUUCUCGCUGCAGCUCAACAGGAGAGGUCACGACCCAGAGCCGCACUCCUGGCAGAGGUGGCUCUGAGCGGCUGAGCUGGGAGGAGCAGCAAACGUCUCCCGUCCUCAACCCCCCCACCUCACUCAGCGCCAUCAUCCGCACGCCCAAGUGCUACCACAUCUCCUCAGUCAACGAGAAUGCUGCCAAACGCCUGUGCCGCCGCUACUCUCAGAAGCUGAUCCAGCACACGGUGUGCCAGCUGCUGAGGACGUACCCGGCAGCCACCAGGAUCGACUCGACUAACCCCAACCCUCUGCUGUUCUGGCUGCAUGGGAUCCAGCUGGUGGCGCUAAAUUAUCAAACUGAUGACCUUCCCAUGCAGCUGAACACAGCCUUGUUUGAGGCCAAUGGUGGCUGCGGCUACGUCCUGAAGCCAGCAGUGCUGUGGGAUCGUAGCUGUCCGCUUUAUCAGCAGUUCUGUCCGAUGGAGAGGGACGUGGAGAAAAUGAGCCCUGCUGUCUAUUCCCUCACGAUUGUUUCUGGUCAGAAUGUUUGUCCCGCUAACAGCGCCGGCAGCCCCUGCAUCGAGGUGGAUGUUCUCGGCAUGCCCAUCGACAGCUGUCACUUCCGUACCAAACCCAUCCACCGCAACACCCUCAACCCCAUGUGGAGCGAGCACUUUCAGUUCACUGUGCACUUUGAAGAGAUGUGUUUCCUGCGAGUCGCCGUGGUGGAGAACAACAGCUCCCAGACCACAGCUCAGAGGACUCUGCCGCUGAAAGCCCUCAAAUCAGGUUACAGACACGUCCAGCUGAGGACGCAGCACAAUGAGCCACUCGAAGUGUCCAGCUUAUUUAUCUACAGCCGCAGAACAGAGGAAGGUCCCACAGGGGGCGCUACACCCUCAUCCAUGCUGUUCAUUUCGGAGGAGAAACAUGUGUCCCAGCAGCACAGGGUGACAGUACACGGAGCUCCCGGUCCUGAACCCUUCACAGUUUUCAGUGUUACGGAGCAGACCACUGCCAAACAGCUGCUGGACAUGGUUCUGGCAUCAGCAGGAAACCCGUCGGAGUACUUCUUGUGUGAAGAGAAGGUUCCUCUGUUGAAGGAGCGCAGCGAGGUGAAGCGCUGUGUUCAAUUUCGCUGUCUAGCACCUGAGGAGGAGGUCGUCAGGCUGGUCUGCAGCUGGAGCACCGAGGACGGAUACGUGGGGAGAAUCUGCCUCAAAACAAGAGAGGAGAACUUAAAUGACAAGAACGCAGUGGCGGAGGGAGAGGAGGACGUGACUGUGGGAUGCAGAGAAGGAGCAGGAGGAUGCGGGGGAGGAGGAGGAGGAGAAGACGACAUGUUCUUUGUCCAGGUCCAUGAAGUUUCGCCUGAACAGCCUCACACUGUGAUCAAGGCCCCUCGCUACAGCACUGCUCAGGACAUCAUACAGCAGGUGAGUCAAGGAAGUUACUCCUACAGUAUCCUGUCUAAUCCCAACCCAUGUGACUAUGUGUUGAUGGAGGAGGUGACCAAGGACGCCGGCUCUAAGAAGUCCUCCGCCACCAAGCCCCUUCAGCGAGUGCUGCUGGAUCACGAGUGCGUCUACCAGGCUCAGAACCGCUGGCGGGGCGCGGGAAAGUUCAUUCUUAAACUCAAAGAGCAGGUGGUGCGGGAGGACAAAAAGAAAGUCAUUUCCUUUGCCAGCGAGCUCAAGAAGCUGACCAGUCGCAGUCGCAGCAUGGCGACUGGCAGCGGAGUGGACGGUCCUGCCCAGAGGUAUCUGUCUGCAGCUGCAGGUCUGAAGGCCUGGGUGACAGACGGCAGAGUAGGGGCAGGAAGGUUCUUACUGGCCUCCACCUCGUCCUCCUCGUCACCCUCCAGGGGGCAACUCCACCUCCCCAGCUCUUCUGUGACCCCGCCAUCCUGGAAGCUUCACCUCCUCAGGAACUGGAAGAUCCACAAAUGAGAUCCAGAGAGAGAGAGACUUGCGCUGACUUACUUCUAAACUUGGAGAAUUCCCCUUUUCCAUGAAAGGCGAAGGUGCUUCAGUGAGGGUCUGACGAACUGUGGAAUUCUGGGAUGAGCUUCUCUCACGACGGAUCCUGCUUUGUGUUUGUUAAGGACAGGAUUGGAUUGAAGCCCCGUUAGUGGGUGAGGUGACAGAUGUUUCAGCCCCUUUUGCUUGGUUAGAUGAUGAACAGGAGGUUGGAAACCCUGCCUGAUGGUCAUGUGUGUUGGUAGUUCUGGCUCCUCUGGGGGUGUUUUUUUGGUAAUAGUGUGGUUCUGUAAAGGUCCAGAGUACCAGGGGCAGCUGUUUUUAUUGAAGUCAUCAGGGACAUUAAAUAGUAUUCCUCUUGUUUCUGAUGAAUAGGAGAAACUUUUCCCUGAGUCACAUGCAAAGGAUGAAGAGUUUGCUUUGAUGUGCCAGUUUUAUUUUGCAAGGAAAUUACACAAAAAAGUAGUUUUAAAGUCGAACGGCUGCUUAAAUGGCCUUUGGAUUUAUUGAUAAAAAUGAACCACAAACUACUCAGAGUGUUGAUUAUCCCCUUUACGUUUGAAGGACGAUUCAAACACGGCUACACAAGUGGCCUCGCACGUUUUGGAUGAAUAUAUGCUGCAUUUGGUUCAAAGUAAACUAAUAGACUGGCCCUUUGCUGGCAUCAUACAAACAGAGCGUCCAGUAGUUGGAGGGAGAUCUGCUUGGAUCAAACGAUAGAAGAGAUGUAGGAGGGCUGAGAGGGUGAAGCAGCAUUCUUCUCUCUCUCUCUCUUCCUGAGGUUUGAGCUCUUUAGGUGGAGGGCAUUGUGAAGGAGGCUGACAAGCUGGCUUGUUUGGUUCUUUUCUUACUGUUUCCAGUUUCACAGUACUGUAAGGGCACAUGUUUGGGGCGACGCUCACACAAAGAGGCAACGACGUGAGACACCCCAUUCACACGUUUCCACUCUUUUUUUGUUUUCCUGUAAUGGAAGCAGCGAGGCUUUAGGCAAUUUCUUUAACACUACCGUCUCUGCCCUGAAGGUGACGAUACAUACGCAGCGUUUUAAGGAAGUGCAGGUGGGCAAUAUCAGCCUCUACAGGGGCAACUGUGGAACAACUUCUUGGUAAAGUUGUCCCAUGUUGCUUAAAAAUGUUGCGAACCUGCCGUGAACUUUUGUCGCUGUGUCUCUGAGGAGGAUCUGCGUUGUUUCCCAAAGUGUCUUAGAGCCGUCAUCGUUGUCCUCAGAUAGCGAGGAGGACUGGAGCCGCAUCUGUCCGACCAAACUGACAAAUUAAUACUGAUUAUAGCAGCUAGAAACAGGACAGUGGCACUCUCUAUGAUAAAGAGAAUGGCUCUUCUAUAGGAAAUAAUAGUCCUGUACAGGAUCUGAACACAUUUGCUACCAAAACACUGAAUCUGAAUACUGGUCAAAUUAGAGUUUAAUCCAAAACCAGUGGAUCAAAUGGCAAGAUUACAAGCAGAUGUUUGAUUCCAGCUUUCAUUGCUCACACAUGUCAAAACAUCCCCUUGAAUAGAAAUUUAGAAAUCUGAGUAUUUCCUACAAUUCACUCCAUUUAAAAGCAACAAUGAUGAUUUUUUAGCUCUAAGAUCCUUUUUGGAGAAACAUCCUGAUCGUCUUCAAACAGCAUUUUUGCACAUUUUGUUUUUUCCUUUUGCUGUUUUGUCUCAGUGUGUUUUUUGUGUUACUGUCUGACUCGUGACAGAGACUUGAUUGUUUGAAGAUGGUCUGAAUUUCUUUUUUUUUUUUUUAUUAUGACCAUCAUAUUUAUUACUUUUAACUUUUAGCCCAAUUUUGUGUUGAGAAAAGCACAAGACACACACGGUUUGUAGUCCAAGUCCAAACUUGAAAUCCCCCAGAAUGAACUUCAUUUCACUUUAAUUCACUGUCCUGGAUUUUGAAAGCAUCUUGAUGGAUUAUUAGUGUUGAUUGUAGGUUUUAGACUUGAUUUUCUUUCAGGAUGAAGUGAAACGUGAUUCAUUCGGGGCCACUUUCUCCCCUUUAGUCUGUGUUGACGAGUUACGUUUCCAUAUUCUAAAAAUACUGAUAAAAACUUCUUCUAGCUAUUUUCUCCCCUUAUUAUUUUAUCUUAUUUGGCAUUUCAGUUAUUAACAUGUGUCUCUUCCCUCUCAUGUUGUCUUGCUGAACCAUGAGGAGACUUUUAAAGCUACUAAAGGAAAAAAACUCAAAUCUAAAGGAGCAUUUUUUCGUCAAAUGAUUAAAAAAAAAACCCGGACAAAAGAAAAAUUACAUUUGUGAGUAAAAGUGUUCUGAACGCAUUCCUGCAAAGUGGAUUUUAGGUUAAAAAUAAAUCAUACGGUUAUAAAGGAUGACAUUUAAACCCACAUUCCAACAUACAGACAGAAAAUGUGCGUUUAAAGAAGCUUUUUGAAACCUGCAAACACUACAUUUGUUAAAGCACAUCUAGUGGUAUCUUAAAUAUCUGACGUUCUGUACGUGUGGCUCCAGGAAAGAACUGAACCUUUGUACUUUUAUUUGUCUUUAGGUUAAACUUUGCUCUGUGCCAAGUAAUGAGUUUGAAUUUGAGUGCAAUAGUGAAGGUCUGUCACUUCAACUCUUCUUUUUUUGAUGUCUAUAGAUUACUGACUACAUCUGGGUUUUAACUCGUACUUUUUUUUAAAACAGUCGACCUUGGAUUGUUCAAAUUUGUCAAAACUGAUAUCAUUCACGCACACGGAUUAUCUUCUGUCGGUGGUGCGGCGGUAGGACGGUCCCUACGGCUGCUGGUAAUUAAGGUAGAUGAGACUGUGAUCCCAGAAACCACAACUCUGUGUCAAUGAUAAUUAAGCUGUAAUCCUUUUAUCCAGUCGGGCUUUUGUUAUUAUAAAUGAUUAUGAUUUAAACACGGAGACAUGCUAUUAUGCAAAGCAAGCGAUAAUAUUUCCUAAAACGGUCAUUAUCUACAGCCAGCAUGCCUGGAUGGAAGUGAUAGCGGCUGUAAUAAGAGUGUGACUCCACACAGGAAGGGACGUUUUUCUGCUCGGUUGUAAAUCUGUGAGCUAUCUGCUUCAUCACAUCGACUUUUUUUUUCCCCUUUCUUUCUAACCUGUAGACCUCAUUUUUCUGAAUGUAACAUUUCUUAACGUGUUGACAACCUGAGACAAAUGUGUGUUUGGAAGUUAUUUAUUUUAAUGUGAAGCCCUGGUUGGCGAUUAUCUGUUGUUUAUGUGUACGUUUCUGUAAGUAGUUUUAAGUGUUUGUUCUUUUUUUUUUAUUUAUUUCAGUAUGUGAGAGGGGGGAUUCUACUGCCCUGACGUUACUCAAACUUAUUUAGAUGAAGAAAUAUUUUACUUUAUGUGUAAAAUAUUCAGUGUAGUAUUCAUAUUUCUGGCAUGUUAUUCUGCAGCACACGGCAGCGUCUUUUAAUGCCUUUUGUUUUCCAUAAAUGUGGACAAAAUCCGACAACUUUGUUUGACAUUUUGGUGUAUUCACUAUAAUAUGACAUGUGUUUGCUGCCUGUUUCAUCCUUAUCACUCCGCAAACUGUCCAGUAUACCCUCUAACAUCCACUAUCUGUGUUUAACAUGACUGUCAAGUGAACAUUCGUCUAUUUACUUGAAUUUUUCAAUGGCUGAUAAUUGGUGGACUUGUCAUAUACCAGGAUCACAAUAAAGAUGCAAAUACUCGACAGUG